AUGGAUCUGAAAUUUUUAUGGAUUACAAUAGUUUUGGAAAUCUUGUGCGUUGUUGCGAAUGGUAAUUUAGUUUUUCAGGUGGAGCGCCGGAAAACGAAUUUAAGUGGAAUUAAAGAUCACGAUGAUCGCCGCCGAGGUAGAUUUCUCUCCACCGUUGAUAUCAGCCUCGGCGGUAACGGUGUUCCUACUCAAACCGGGUUGUAUUACACAAAACUCGGGCUUGGCUCUCCGAAGAAGGACUACUAUGUUCAAGUUGAUACAGGAAGUGAUGUUCUAUGGGUGAAUUGUAUUGAGUGCUCAAGAUGUCCCAAGAAAAGCGAUAUCGGUAUGGACUUGACUCUCUAUGAUCCAAACGGGUCUGAUACUUCGGAGUUAAUUGCUUGCGACCAUGAGUUUUGCUCUUCGACGUAUGACGGUCCAAUUCCUGGUUGUAAAGCGGAAACACCCUGCCCUUAUAGUAUAACUUAUGGAGAUGGAAGUGCAACUACCGGAUACUAUGUUAAGGAUUUUCUUACUUUUGAUACUGUCACUGGAAACCUCCAUACUGCAUCAGAAAAUAGCAGCAUCAUUUUCGGGUGUGGCGCUGUACAAUCUGGCUUAUUGGGUUCAUCUAAUGACGAAGCCCUUGAUGGAAUAAUUGGUUUUGGACAAGCGAAUUCCUCUGUGCUUUCACAGCUUGCUGCAUCGCGAAAGGUGAAAAAAAUAUUUUCACACUGCCUUGACACUAUUCGUGGUGGUGGAAUAUUUGCCAUAGGGGAAUUGGUGGAACCAAAAGUCAGUACAACUCCAUUGGUACCUAAUAUGGCACAUUACAAUGUUGUUUUGAAGAAUAUUGAGGUUGAUGAUGAAAUUCUACAGCUUCCCUCGGAUAUAUUUGAUUCUGGAAAUGGAAAGGGGACAGUGAUUGAUAGUGGAACAACCUUGGCUUAUCUUCCUGACAUAGUUUAUGACCAACUAAUUCCUAAGGUUUUGGCUCGGCAGCCUGGAUUGAAAUCAUCUAUUGAAGAGCAAAAUUUUCACUGUCUUUGGUAUUCGGGAAAUGUUGAUGCUGGAUUUCCAGUUGUCAAGCUACAUUUCGAGGAUUCUCUUUCUCUGACAGUUCAUCCUCAUGACUACCUGUUCCCAUAUAGGAAUGGUGCUAUGCAGUGCAUUGGCUGGCAGAGAAGUGUAACAGAGACUAAGGAUGGAAAGGACAUGACACUUCUUGGAGAUUUGGUGCUAUCAAACAAACUAGUCUUAUAUGAUCUUGAGAAUAUGGCCAUUGGAUGGGUUGACUACAAUUGCUCUUCCAGCAUUAAAGUGAAGGAUGCAACAACUGGAGUAGUACAUACAGUGGGUGCACACAAUAUUUCUUCAGCUUCUACCUUUUUAAUUGGUAGAACAUUGACAUUCUUUUUGUUGCUAACUGCCAUGCUAAACAUUUUUUUAACUAGGUUUUGA
This is a messenger RNA of Vicia faba (fava bean), 1440 nucleotides long. The record is from the annotation of a GenBank genome assembly. NCBI's taxonomy places the organism in Eukaryota, Viridiplantae, Streptophyta, Magnoliopsida, Fabales, Fabaceae.